GAGCCUCCUGCCAACGGCGGGGCUGCGGCAGCGCCGCUGAAGCCCGCGCUGGCCGCCCGCCUGCCCGCCCGCCCGCCGGGGCGCCUCUUCCUCCGGGGAAGGAAGGGAGCGAGCCGGCCGGCCGCCGCACCCCUGCGGGGCUCGCCUCUUCCCGGAGUCCGGCUCUGGGGUUUUGUCCUUUCCUGCCACCGGGGCUGCGGAGCGCGGUCCUGCGUGCCCCGCUCCCGGCUCCGCCUCUCCCGCCCGCUCCCCCGCGCCGGCCGGGCGGGUCGGUGCCUGCUGCCCCCGCCGCAGCCCCGCACGGCUGCAUGCCCGCCGCGGUCUCGGCACGUCUGGAUUCGCUGGAGUCCUGGGCCUUCCAUGCGCUGCUGGUGCUGCCCUAUAUGUUUUACGUGGGCUUGUUCUUUGUCAACGUGCUGAUCCUGUACUAUGCCUUCCUGAUGGAGUAUAUCGUUCUCAAUGUAGGCAUCGUCUUCCUGCCCGAGGAUAUGGACCAGGCUCUGGUGGAUCUGGGGGUGCUCUCCGACCCCGGCUCUGUGCUCUACGAGACGGACAGCGAGCUGGAUGUCUUUGAUGGGUACCUGGAGUGACGCCCCGGGGCGCUCCGAAGCCACUGCGGGGUGACGCAGCCCGGCCCGGGGCUGGGACCGGCUGUCCCGGCAUGGUCGUAGCUCGGGGGCCGCCGCGGCCCCGGGGCGUCCCCGCUGCGUCUCGGCUCCUUCUGCGCAGCACCCUCCCUGCCCAACGGCCCCCCGCCCUCCCCGGUGCGCAGGGGCGAGCGGGGCCGGGGCGCGCUGCCGCCGGGCCGGGCCGCGGACACGCAGAGCGCUCGCACGGGAAAUUUAUUAAACACUUGAAAUGGAUUAUAACCAGGUUAAUGGAUCAAGUCACGGAAAGAAACUAUACUCCGAAAUGUGGAGAUGAAAAGAAAGACAAGGGGAUAAGAAGAAGAGUUGUCACGAGAUCUUGUGAGUUGUGACUUUUCUCCAUGCUCAUUGCCUCUUGGGUGUGCACUAACUGCAGUGAUUCAUGCACCAUACUGGGCUUCCAUAGGUAAUUCUGGGAUGGACUGUAUGGACAAAUAAUAUAAGCUAUGUUCUAUUGUAACAGCAAAUCAUGAUGUUACGCAGAUUUGAUAAACUUCUGAAUAAAUACCAUGUCACUUGAAUGGACACGCUCUACAUACUGCUUAAGCAAGUUUUACAAUCACACAUUGAAAACUUUACCAGCCAGUAGUUCAAAGACAGUGCUCUCUCAGGGGAAAAUAUGCAGGAGUGACUGCAAGGAGAUUCUGUUCAGGGCAGUAUUACGGCAAGAACCGUGCUAGUAAGAUAUUUUAUUCAAAUUGUGUGUUUUGAAAUAGAUCAGAGAGUGAAUUUUAUAUAAGUCAGGUAGAUUCAUUAUCUCACACAAGAUACUUUGCAGAUUGUUUAAGCUCAUGUUCCUAUGUACAGAUGUGAAAGCAAUACAAUAAAGACUGACCUUUUCCAUGAAAAAGUAAGCAGUCAUUUGUUGGAGUUGUUCUUUUUCAAUUUGUUCUUCAGUUGUGCUAAUUCAGUUG
Phalacrocorax carbo (great cormorant) is the source of this 1561-nucleotide messenger RNA. Lineage: Eukaryota; Metazoa; Chordata; Aves; Suliformes; Phalacrocoracidae. The record is from RefSeq and is a predicted model, not a curated record.